Molecule: messenger RNA, 1652 nt
Organism: Spea bombifrons (plains spadefoot toad)
Lineage: Eukaryota; Metazoa; Chordata; Amphibia; Anura; Pelobatidae
Gene: CMKLR2
Product: chemerin chemokine-like receptor 2
Exons: 3
Coding region: 330-1427 (365 amino acids)
Biological process (GO): positive regulation of cytosolic calcium ion concentration; phospholipase C-activating G protein-coupled receptor signaling pathway; inflammatory response
Cellular component (GO): plasma membrane
Molecular function (GO): complement receptor activity; G protein-coupled receptor activity
Source: RefSeq, a predicted model, not a curated record
CAAUGGUGUUCUUUAAUCCCGUUUGUUUGUCCUCCCCGUCAGCCUGUCAGUAACUGCACGUUAGCAUUCUGAGCACAUAGUAACCUCAGCUACCAUUUACAACACACUGCGCUGCGAGACAUGCCACAUCCUUGAUCUGGCAAACAAGCUGGGAAUGACAUCCUGAGCAAGAGAGACCUCCGUGUGUGACACUGAUAAAUAAUCUCCCAUCUACGUCCGGCGUAACUAUCCUGGGUGAUUAUCCAGCUAGGGAGGAAAAGAAGAUCACAGCUGAGCUAAGGAAGAAAAACACUCUCACCCACUGUCUAUCUCUGCAAUUUGAAGCUUAAAUGGAGGAAGCAGACCAGCCGUUUUAUUCUUCCUUGGACGUAUUUGACAACUACUCCUAUACAUACGAGUAUUAUGAUUUGGAGGAAUCCCCUCAUGAUGGUGAACAACCUCACGUGCUCCACAUUGUGUCUAUUGUCAUUUACUCCCUGGCCUUUUUAUUAGGCGUGCCUGGUAAUGCCAUUGUGAUUUGGUUCACCGGUUUCAAAUGGGAUAAGACAGUCAGCACCCUGUGGUUUCUCAAUCUGGCCAUUGCGGAUUUCAUUUUUGUCCUUUUCCUUCCACUACAUAUCACUUAUGUGGCCACCAACUUCCACUGGCCUUUCGGGAAAUUCCUGUGCAAGAUCAACUCUUUCAUUGCAGUUCUUAACAUGUUUGCCAGCGUCUUCUUCCUGACAGUUAUAAGCUUGGACAGAUUCCUGUUCCUGGCCCGUCCCAGCUUCUCGCUGACACAUAGGACCCUAAAAAAAUUCACGAUUGUUAGUGGCAUUAUCUGGAUACUCGCCGCCAUUAUCGCUAGCCCUGCGUUGUAUUUCCGAGAUACAACCGAGAUAAGCAAAACGGUAUUCAUCUGCUUCAACAACUUCCAUGAACAUGACCGUACAAUCAUCCUUAAAACACACACAUGGCUGGUCAUGAUCAGGUUCUUCAUCGGAUACCUCUUUCCACUGCUAACCAUGAUUAUAUGCUACACGUUCCUUGCUAAACGGAUGGAGAAAACCACCCAGCCAUCCAAUAAAUUCUUCUGGACUGUCCUGGCCAUCAUUGUAGCAUUUUUUGUCUGCUGGACUCCAUAUCAUAUAUUUAGUUUACUUGAACUGAAAGUCCAUCAUAGCGGAGUAUACCAAGAAUGGCUUAGAAUUGGAAUGCCCAUUUCAACCAGCUUGGCUUUCAUUAACAGCUGCAUCAACCCAAUACUAUAUGUUCUAAUAAGCAAGAUAUUCAGGAAGCAGCUGGGAACAUCUGUAGCUGAAAUAUUUAAACAUACGCUCAGAGAUAUAAGUCAGACUGGUAUUAAAAGUGAACAGUUGAUGGAUUCUGAAAAUAACCCAACCAGAUGUGAGGUUCUGGAUCUUGAACAGAUUAAGGGGAAAAUAUAAAGUCUUUCUUUUAAAUACAAACAAAAAAAAUCAUAGUAUUGACAUAUGUUUGUAUAUGAUUCUAUACUGUAACAGAACUUUUAAUAUAUUUGAUUGUUUAGCAUUUUUGUGCAUUAUAAGGCAACUUUAUAUUGAUUUUCUGAGAAUUGUGCCUACCAAGCCCAGGACCCAGACAUAUUGUACAGUCAAACUAUGGUAACUGUUAAUACCAUAGAAGCUUGUUUU